Frankliniella occidentalis (western flower thrips) is the source of this 1903-nucleotide messenger RNA. RefSeq lists its product as uncharacterized. NCBI's taxonomy places the organism in Eukaryota, Metazoa, Arthropoda, Insecta, Thysanoptera, Thripidae. Bases 154 to 1245 code for a protein of 363 amino acids. The record is from RefSeq and is a predicted model, not a curated record. The transcript has 4 exons.
CUAGAUGGUGCCCGGUUUGUUUACUUUGGUUUAUAGAAGGCAGACGAUAGACGAAAACUGCUAAAGAAGAGUGAAUAAAGCGAAACAAGGACGAUAGUGCGAAUCUGAUGACGCAUUUCUUCUUAUUUCUGUGGUUUUCGUCGGUUUGGCAUAAUGUCAGGUAUGACUGAAAAUGAAAGAGCCUUCAUUCGGGAAUUUCUGAAGUUAAUGAGUGACGAUGCUGUUCGUGCCCUCGCAUCCACUGUCACUCGGAAGAUGGUGAAAGCAGAAACGAGAAGAGCAUGUGUGGAUGCAAUUGUACUACAUUCAACCUCUCUCGAUGAAUUCCUUAAGCGUCAAAAAGUUACGAAAGAAAACCUUUUCAAAUAUCUUAAUCAAAGAAAAGUAUCUGUACCUAACACAGACAAGGCUGCAUUAGAGCAGCAAAUCAAAGAACUUAUAACUGGUGGGAACCUUGCCCUAUCAAGCCCAUUACAAAGCCCUGUCAGACAAUCUUUAGUUCCUACCUCUCCUUGGGCUGUCGGUGAUCACAAUAGUAGUUUAGGAUCACCGAUGCCUCUAACAAGCAAUCAGCCAUCUGGUGCUCACCUUCCAUUUGCAGACCUCCAUCUCCCCAGUGCUGCUCAGUUGUACUUAGCUGCAACAUCUGCUUCAAGAGUUACCAUUGAAGAAAGAGUUACUACAACCACUUACUCCCAUAUGAGUGGAGCUGCUCUUUUUGCCAGUAUGCCAGAUCCAGACCCUCGAGACUCUGCUAUUAUUACCGAGUUUGCUAAGUGGUUUUACACUCGAGUCAACCAGCCUGGAGGUCUUGUGCCUGAAGACUUCUGGCCUGAUGCUAAUAUUAACAUGAUUGUAAAACGUAAAACUGAUGCUGAUUACAAAGCAGAACAGGGCGGAUCAAAUACAGCUAGACUUCUAAAUCAGAUCUUAGAAGAACAUCAAUUGUAUCUAAAUCCUAACACAAGUGCCCAGGGUAUAUGGGGUCGAGGCAAUGUAGGGGGCCUACUUUUAGUCUUGGUCUGUGGUACUUUGCAUCAACGUGUUCCAGUACAGCAUCGCCCUGGCAUUGAACUUGGGCAAUGCUUGGGAAUGUUUGAAAACUUAUUCCUACUUGCCCAAGAUCCAUUUGCGGAAGACAAUUGGAAAAUAAAAACUUUAGAGGUCAUUUUAAGAAGUAACCCCUUAAUUCAACAACUACCAACAAUAGCUGAUUCUGAACUUGCAAAAACAAUCAGACUAUGAGGUAGUAUGUUAUAUUUUCCUUCUCAUGCAUUAUUACUAAUUUAUUGACAUUAUGUUUGUGUCAAUCUACAUUGUGUCUCCUUUCUAAUAUGAAAUGGAAUGCUUUCUUUUUGUGCUUUCUCUCUUGUCUUCUACAGCUUCUUUCAGUUCAACCUCCUCCAUCACGUAAAAUAUUUUCAAUGAAGCAAGUAAAUUAAAAAUAAAUCAAUGUAUGUUAUGAAUGCUACAGUAUGGAGUAUUCCCAUCCACCUCUUUUUUAUGAUUGAUCAUAUCAAAUGGCAAUUUGAUUGCUUAUGACUUUGUAUGAUAUUUCCCUCGGCAUAUCUGUGGUACUCAGUUUAAAUUUGUCAUAACUCGGAAUAACUUUUUUACAUUUGACAGAUCUAGGUAUGUUCUUAUUGUAAUUAUUUUGGCAUUAGUUUGUCCUCUUACAAAGAUCUCAGACAUCAGAAAUAUAUGUACAUGUGACUUAGGUUUUCCUUCUACUGUGCCUAUGUUCAUUUUUAAGAGUUUUACACCUACUUCCAAGCUACGCAACAUAUUUCUGAAUAUCCUCAUGCUUGUGUGUGUAUUGUAAGUGAAUUCAAAAUUCAAUAUGGUGUUUUAGCACAAAUGAGUACUUCAAAUGACCUGGCAGUAAUUAUAUUGUGUUUCUGCU